AUGACAAAUGUGACGCCCCUGACCCCCUUAUUCACCAUCCAUCCACCUUACCCCACUGUCUCCAAGACAGAUGUGACGCCCCUGACCCCCUUAUUCACCAUCCAUCCACCUUACCCCACUGUCUCCAUGACAAAUGUGACGCCCCUGACCCCCUUAUUCACCAUCCAUCCACCUUACCCCACUGUCUCCAAGACAGAUGUGACGCCCCUGACCCCCUUAUUCACCAUCCAUCCACCUUACCCCACUGUCUCCAUGACAAAUGUGACGCCCCUGACCCCCUUAUUCACCAUCCAUCCACCUUACCCCACUGUCUCCAAGACAGAUGUGACGCCCCUGACCUCCUUAUUCACCGUCCAUCCACCUUACCCCGCUGUCUCCAUGACAAAUGUGACACCCUGA
Haliotis rufescens (red abalone) is the source of this 399-nucleotide messenger RNA. RefSeq names its product splicing factor 3A subunit 2-like. Lineage: Eukaryota; Metazoa; Mollusca; Gastropoda; Lepetellida; Haliotidae. The record is from RefSeq and is a predicted model, not a curated record. Bases 1 to 399 code for a protein of 132 amino acids. The transcript has a single exon.